AUGCACUCGCUCUCGGACACGACGGUGUCCUCCUCCCAGGACAGUGACGACGGCAAUGAGCCCGUGCUGCGGACGCCUGGCCGACGCAGGAGACGAGAGAGCGGCGAGAGCCCGGCGUCGACGCUGGAUACCACGGGGAUCCGCUACAGCAGUGGCGAUGCUAAGGACAGGAACUCUUCGGCUUCGAGCGCCUCCGUCAUGUCGGCUGUGAACGGCGUGCUGUCCUGGAUCAUGGCGUGUGCCCGCGGCUCGUCGAGCUCCGCCCACGCUGACGGCCAGUCGGACUACGACGAGCGCUACCUGACGGAGCAAAAGCAUCGAGCCUUUUGGGAGCUGGUGCAGCGCAUUUUGGACCUAAACGACGUGGUGCUUAUGAUCCGCUUGCUGCUGGAUUUCCUACAGGACGACCUUGGCGCCGCAGCGGCCGCCGUCUUCUUGGUGGAUCAGAACUCGCAGAGCAUGUCCCGCAUCACUCGAGGUGUACCGACACAGUCUGGAUUGGCCCCGUCUCGAGGACUUGUAGGUGAGACGCUCAAGUCGCGGGUAGCACGGUUCUUGGUGGACUUUAGCGCUGAAGAAGGAUUCGAUCCGGAAGUGGACUUGGCGCACGAAUUCCCAGGACAAAAGCUUUUCUGUGUGCCCUUGAUGGAGCAUGAUGCAGUGUACGCGAUCAUUGAGGCUACGACAGCCCACCCUACGCGGCGCGUGAUGGAUGAACUCCACGUCAAGUUGUUGACGUGGCUUGGACCGAUAUUGAGUUCGUGCAUGCGGAAGUGUAUCGAGUUUCACGACGUAUUGCUCUCGGAGCGCACGCAGAAGGCCUUGUUGCACAUUAUCAGCUCGUCGGAUACCGAAGACACGGUGCUGAACCUCGUGGACGGUGUGAUCGACGGCGCUUGCCAUAUUACCAAGGCCGAGCGUGUGUCGCUGUUCAUGAUCGACUGGGAGACGGACGAGCUGUGGUCAUUGUCGUCGAGCUACUGUGACGAGACGCUUCGGGUUCCUCUUCGAGCAAGUAUGCUGGGCCUUGCAGCCACAACGCAGCAAACCCUCAACGUCCGCAACCCCAACACAGAUCGGCGCUAUAACUGGAUGACGGAUCAGCGUCGCGGCGUUCACACGCGCUGCGUGCUGUACGUGCCUGUGGGCAUUCAGGAAUCUUCUCAGAACAACGAAGGGGUGUCUGCUACUAGCAAUCGACCCAUUGCGGUGCUGGAGAUCAUCAACAAAGUGGAGGAGGAAGUGCCUAGUGGAAUAACUCCCGGGUGCUGUCCGGGCUUUACGUUCGAUGACGAAUGUGCUCUUGAAGCUUUCGCGUGCGAGGUUGCGGUCAUUCUGCGCCGACGCAGCAACGAGAUCGAGUAUAUUAAACUAUUGGCGGAUACGCGAGCGGAACAGGUAUUGGCGAAGCGAGCUCGAAGUCAAGUAAAUUUGCUGGAAUGCUACACGAGUUACGCGUCCGCAGUGAGCGCCCACCCCGAAGCCUGCCUCCGCAAUUCGUUCAUCCCGAGUGAUCGUCAUGUGGCCGAUUGUCCCGAAUGCGCAGCUGCUGCCAAGCUAAAGGAAGACCAGCCUUCUUCCGAUGCUUCUCCUGUUGCGAGUAAAAAGGUGAAAGACCACGUGCAUCCAUUGGAGAAUGUCGUCGAACAGCGUCUCGGUAAAGCUACAGGCAAUAAGAACCACCAUUCUGGCCGAUUAGGCUACGAAUUUGUGGGAAGUGACGAAAGCAUUCCGUCUGGAUUGCUCUUCAGCGCACCACCAGGCUCUCGGUUUCCCUCGUGGGAUUUCAACGUAUUCACGACGGACCCAGCGGCACUCCCGAAGUUGUUGGAAGAAAUGUACCUGGACUUCAAGGUGGACGAGGUAUUGCAAACGACGAAGCACCGGCUGCAAAACUUCAUCGUGGCGAUGAAGGAGCACUACCACCCGAAUCCGUUCCACAACUUCAUGCACGCCUUCUCGGUGGUCCACGCUUCUUAUCUCCUGCUCAGCACGACAGACGCUGGUCAACUGCUUCAGCCACUGGACAUUGCUGCCUGCCUGAUUGCAUCGCUAGGCCACGACGUUGACCACCCUGGCCACACGAACGACUUUGAGGUGAAGUCUGGCUCGCAGUUGGCGAUGCUUUACAGCGACGAGUCGGUACUGGAGCAUCAUCAUGCGUACACGACCUUCCGAUUGAUUUCCAAGGAGAAGAACGCGAACAUCCUGCAAAACUUGACCCCCGUCGAUUAUCGCCACGUGCGGAAGAUGGUGAUUACUGCGAUUUUGGGCACGGACAUGGCGAAUCAUUUCAAGUUCCUGGAGUCACUGGAGAAGGUUCUUCGCCCAUCGAAUCACCACGUUGAUACGACUUCGAUCUCGUCUGCUAAGCGCGAUAACUCCAGCGUCACGGCUAUCAUUGCCGUGAGCAGUGGGGCAAAGCCGAUGUUUGAAGUCGCAGCUACCAAGGAUCAAUCGAAACAGGGCCCAGAAAUCCUAACUGUGUUACGCGAUGCUGUGAUGCAACCUGAAGGCUCAGUAGCUGGGACUCCUCGCGGCAGUACCAGCGGCUCGGCCCCUAGCAGUUUUUCAGGUGGAAAGUGCGCGCCUGGUCGCUCGUUUAGCGGCCGAUCAACGAAGGGAGGGUGGACGUACAAUGGCACUGUAGAGGACCGAUUGUUCCUUGUGAAGACACUUGUUCAUGCGAGCGAUCUGUCUGGCCAAGUAUUCCCCAAGCCCGUCGCGUUGAAGUGGAGUAACAUGAUCUCGAAGGAGUUCGCAUACCAGGCGUUAAUGGAGCAGGCGGAGAACAUCCCGAUCUCGUACAGGAACAUCGACGAUCCUCUGAAGAUGGUUGAGGGCCAGCUCUUCUUCGCUCAGAAGAUCGUCUCGCCCCUCUGGGAUCUCAUGUACAUCAUGUUCCCGGAUAUCGACGAGUGCAUGUCGAACCUGAGAUCGAAUGUCGCGCACUACGAGCAGGAGCUGCAGCGUCUCAAGCAAGCUCGCUUUGAGGAGGGUGUUGAUGCCGACCGCAUGCGAGACGAGCGCGAUGAACUCGUGAGGCAGUACGAGCAAGAGGAAGCUGAUCAGCAGCUCAACAGGAGAGCACGUCGUGACUCAAUGUGCGGCUGUGAAGACGAAGGUGUGGCGGUGCCUGGACUUGCCAGACAUAACCCUGCCAAGUUCAACUCGUUCCGCACGAUCCCGGAGGACGACACCAACAGCAAUAGUAAUAGUGACGGCGCAGAGGCAGGAUCGGACGGCGAGGCUGACGUCCGCGCUAGCGUACUCGAAGCGGCGGAGAAGUCUCGCCGCACAAGGUCCAGCAGUGUUAGCAGUAGCAGCAGUAGCGACUUGGAGGUAGACGAGCAAUCGCUCGAAGUGUACGAAUAA
Messenger RNA from Phytophthora sojae, 3375 nucleotides. RefSeq lists its product as hypothetical. Lineage: Eukaryota; Oomycota; Peronosporomycetes; Peronosporales; Peronosporaceae. Gene Ontology annotation, molecular function: protein binding; 3',5'-cyclic-nucleotide phosphodiesterase activity. Bases 1 to 3375 code for a protein of 1124 amino acids. Gene Ontology annotation, biological process: signal transduction. The transcript has a single exon. The record is from RefSeq and is a predicted model, not a curated record.